Molecule: messenger RNA, 1444 nt
Organism: Daktulosphaira vitifoliae (grape phylloxera)
Lineage: Eukaryota; Metazoa; Arthropoda; Insecta; Hemiptera; Phylloxeridae
Exons: 3
Coding region: 199-429 (76 amino acids)
Source: RefSeq, a predicted model, not a curated record
GAAAUUUAACUAUAUACUCAAGUCUGGAGGGGAGAGUCACGUGUAGUAUGGCAACGAAUUCAGGUGCCCUCGAACCGGACCCCGUCCGAUAAGCAAACGCCAAGUGAAAGUCACUUUCACACGUCUUUGGAUUCCCCCGCUGUACUUGGGUUGCAGUAGCCAUCGGGCAGCGACCAUGUCAAGUGGCUAUCCACAACGAUGCCAUCUUUAACUCGUUUGAUAUUGUUAGUAUUUACUACGGUGGCUUUUGCCAUCGCAGUAGUCAAUGCAACAUUGACUCCCAGAGCUCCUAACUUCCAAUACUUCGAAAGACCCAAGUAUAGAUAUCCGUACUACGAUGAAAACGGACGCGGUCGUCUUCUAUACGGUUAUGGAGGACCGGAAUUAUAUCAAUAUAAAUCCUAUACUCCUCUGGAAGGAAUUCACUGAACACUUCACAUCACAUGACUGUCAACAGUAAAAAAACAAUUCUGACCCGCUGUAUGCGCAAUUCCUUCCAUACCGUUCAGAGGUGGUUUUUCUUGUCUUUCAAUUUCAUAUUCCGUUCUGUCGUUUGGUUAUUGUUCUUGAAAUUUUUUUUUUUUUGCACACAUUUUAUUUUUAAUUAGGUGUUAAAAAAAAUCUUAUUUUACAAAAAUAUCAUUUAAAUAUAAUAAUAAUAAGACAAUUUGCUUAUAAAUAAUAAUUAUAGUUUAAUGAUAUGAUAUAUAAUAAGAAAAAUCCUCCGGUGCUGAGGCUCGUUGGUGGUUCGAAUGUUACCAAAAACCCGCGGCAGACACGUUUGCAUUUUUUUACGAGUUUCGAUAAUUUUAAGUCUUGCCGUUUUACGUUAAUUAAAAUAUUGUACAAAGUCACGUAUUUGCGGUGAACCAGAAACUUGUAAACGAAUAGCUCAAUAGAAAAAAAUAACGGUCUGCCUCUUGGUUAUUUAAUAUCUUAAGUAGAAUCGUAUAAUAUUAUAUUUUAAAUUUUAAGAAUGUACUUACUGAUAAACUAUUAAAAAUAACAAAUUAAUGAUUUUUGUUAUGUUUUUUUUAAUUUUAUUAUUACUAUUACUAUAAAUGUGUUGUUUUCUUCUAUUAUCCGCGUAUAAUAAACAAAAUAAGUAAACUAUAACUUACAUAUCUUUAUUGUAAUUAUACAUCUAUUGUUAGUAAACAGUAUUUUUUUUUUAAUAAAAAUUUUACUGUAUAAAUAAUUAUUAGCUUAAGAUUGGUAUGAUAAUUAUAAAAUACCAUAUAUUUAAAUAGGUAAUGUGUAGGGGCUUAAAUAAAAACAAGUAUUAAGCUUAAAAUUUAAUGUGUAAUGUACUCAAAGAACGGUUUAUGAAACUGAAAUUCCGCCAAAACCUCACUUUCACGGUUAUCUACACGUGUAUAAAGAUAUCUAUAUAUUAUUUUGUUAAUAUUUUGUUAAAUAUAUGGAGAAAUUUUCAAUUGUUAAA